AUGGCCUCUGCCACGAGCGUCUAUUCAGCGGAGCCUGCAUUACCAGUCCUUGCCGAUUCCCUGCUCCGCCAGUCAGAAUUGAGUACCAAAGAACCAGCUCCCCAAUCCAAUAUCCCUGCUGCAAAUAGCAACUGGAACCUAAAAGAUGAUUGGGAGAAGGGUAUCCAAACCGACAGCAAGGGUGUCUUUCGAUGCGGUACAGUUCUCGGAUUCUCCCGCCUGCGAGGGAGAAGCGACGAAACCGACGAAUAUAUCGGAGAGGUCCCCCGGUAUCUUCUCACAAACCAUCUACGGCGCAUAACCCAGUGCACAGAACCAAGCACAUUCAUAAUUUACCCAGGCAACUUCGACGCCUUCGACGCACAGAAUCUCUUCGAUGACUUAACAGCAGCAUCAAACGACCACCCAGGACUCUCCAGCGAAGAAGCAAUCAAAAAAAUGGACACGGUCCAGUUACUAGCCGUCUCAGACUUUCACGAAGCCGCACAAGCCAUCAGACAGUAUUCAGACGUGAUAGACGAGCUCGAACAAAAGCGCGAAGAAGCGCGGAGCAAAGCAGAAAGCGAUCCAUCCAGCCAUGAGCCUAUCAUGAUGAUAGUUGUUGGUCUUGAUUACCUCGUUGAGGGGAUUAUCCGCGCUUCGAACCCGGGUAAAGGAGUAGCCAUGCUGACUGCUGCGCUGCGCUCUUUGACGACGUUUUCUCGUCUGCAUGCCUCAUAUCUCUCAAUCAUUCUCGUCAAUAUGAGUGGAUUGGGACCGUUCAAUCCGGAUUGGGGCGGCAAUUCUCCUUCAACGGGAAAUAUGAAUUCGCGCGGCGAUGAUAGCGCGAAGCCUCUUGACUAUGCUAUUCAUUCGGUAUUCCAUUCUGAGAUUCGCCUAUUUCCCAAUAUGCUCAUGAAAACGUUGGACCAAGGCACCGAUAUACAUUUCCUAGUCUCUGACGUGCGACGGGUACAGGUGGUUGAGAUAAUCAAGGAUAGACUUGGGACUAGUCUUGGGAAAUGGGGGAUAUGGAAGGAGCACCGAGAGAUCGUUUACUAG
This is a messenger RNA of Penicillium canescens, 1041 nucleotides long. RefSeq lists its product as uncharacterized. The transcript is spliced from 2 exons. The record is from RefSeq and is a predicted model, not a curated record. Bases 1 to 1041 code for a protein of 346 amino acids. NCBI's taxonomy places the organism in Eukaryota, Fungi, Ascomycota, Eurotiomycetes, Eurotiales, Aspergillaceae.